Molecule: messenger RNA, 1263 nt
Organism: Talaromyces proteolyticus
Lineage: Eukaryota; Fungi; Ascomycota; Eurotiomycetes; Eurotiales; Trichocomaceae
Product: ran GTPase activating protein 1
Exons: 1
Coding region: 1-1263 (420 amino acids)
Biological process (GO): nucleocytoplasmic transport; activation of GTPase activity
Cellular component (GO): perinuclear region of cytoplasm; cytosol; nucleus
Molecular function (GO): small GTPase binding; GTPase activator activity
Source: RefSeq, a predicted model, not a curated record
AUGGCUCCAAAGAUCUUCUCUCUAGAUGGCAAGAGCCUCAAGCUCGACACUGCCGAAGAUAUCGAGGCUCACGUCAAGCCUCUUCUCGAAGAUACAUCAUACACCGAAGUGCACCUUGGAGGAAACACGUUUGGUAUUGCCGCUUCUGAGCGCCUUGCGACUGUGCUCGCAACGCAAAAGAGCCUUGAAGUUGCCGAUCUUGCCGAUAUCUUCACAUCACGACUCCUGUCGGAAAUCCCUCCUGCGUUGACCGCCUUACUCAACGCCCUUCUGGAAAUCCCUACACUUCACACCGUUAACCUUUCCGAUAACGCAUUCGGCCUGAACACGCAAGCACCCCUCGUCGAUUUUCUCUCUCGCGCCGUGCCCUUGCGCCAUCUUAUCCUGAAUAACAACGGUCUUGGUCCCAAUGCCGGUACCUUGAUUGCAAAUGCGCUCACAAAACUUGCGGAACGCAAAGAGGAGGCUCGCAAAGAGGGCAAGGAUGCUCCUCUUUUGGAAUCUAUUGUUUGCGGCCGCAACCGUCUUGAGAAUGGCAGUAUGGUCGCGUGGGCAAAUGCUUACAAGGCCCAUGCCAAGGGGAUGCGUUCUGUAAAGAUGACUCAAAAUGGUAUCCGGCAGGAGGGUAUUUCGCUUCUUUUGAAGGAAGGUCUCAGCCAUGCGGCUGCCUUGGAGGUUGUCGAUCUGCAAGAUAAUACAUUCACUCUUUUGGGGUCCACUGCUUUAGCGGGCGUCAUUCAAGGGUGGACUUCCUUACGGGAACUCGGUGUUGGCGACUGCUUGUUGUCUGCUCGUGGUGGUAUCAAGAUCGCUGAGGCACUUGCCGCUGGCAAGAACCAGAAGGUUGAGACAUUACGUUUACAAUACAACGAUAUAAACGCCGCAGGGGUUAAACAAUUCUUAUUUGCAACAAAGACAGCCCUUCCAGCCCUUCGACGCAUCGAGCUUAAUGGCAAUAAAUUUCUUGAAGAUGACGGUAAUGUCGAGGAUUUGCGCGAGCUUCUCGAAAAUAGGAAAGAAGAGCAUGGCUCAGAUGAUGACCCAAAAGACUCAUGGGGAAUCGAUGAGCUUGAUGAGCUCGAGGAAGAGGAGGAAGAAGAGGAAGAGGAGGAAGAGGAAGCAGAUGAGGAAGAAGAAGAAAGAUCACAUCUGGCGGACAAGACUCUGAAGGAGACUAUUCGAGCCGAAGACGAGCCCGUUAGCCAGAAGAAAGAUGCCGAUGUUGAUGCAUUGGCUGAUACACUCGGCAAAACUGGCAUAUAA